This is a messenger RNA of Crotalus tigris (Tiger rattlesnake), 1390 nucleotides long. RefSeq names its product chromobox 3 (gene CBX3). NCBI's taxonomy places the organism in Eukaryota, Metazoa, Chordata, Lepidosauria, Squamata, Viperidae. The coding region runs from base 361 to 915 and encodes 184 amino acids. Gene Ontology annotation, biological process: chromatin organization; negative regulation of transcription by RNA polymerase II. Gene Ontology annotation, cellular component: nucleus; pericentric heterochromatin. The transcript has 6 exons. The record is from RefSeq and is a predicted model, not a curated record. Gene Ontology annotation, molecular function: chromatin binding.
AAUCUCUUUGUUUGUAUCUCUCUCUCUCUCUCUCUCUCUCUCUGUGUGUGUGUGUCUGUCUGUCUGUCUGUCUGUCUCAUGCUGAGCUUACAUUUUACGUAACUCCUGAGAAAUGCUGUCAGGCGUGGCCUCAUUUUGCUCUCCUCCAUUUUCUCUCGCGGCUCCCUCUCCCGGGCGGAUUGACAAGCUUGAAAAGAGGCGCGGGGUUUCCCAGUACGGCCUUUCGACUUCUUGCCAGGCCUUCCCCCUGCUCGGCUCUUUCCUUCUAGCGGGACGGAGCGGUGGCGAACGGUCGAGCUCCGAGAUUGGAACUGGCAUAUUUUUACUGCUGAGUAAAAGUUCAGCAAGUCUUCAGUAAAAAUGGCCACCAAUAAAUCUACAUUGCAUAAAAUGGGGAAAAAACAGAAUGGCAAGGGUAAAAAAGUUGAAGAAGCAGAACCUGAAGAAUUUGUUGUAGAAAAAGUCCUGGAUCGACGUGUAGUUAAUGGCAAGGUGGAGUACUUCUUAAAAUGGAAGGGAUUUACUGAUGCUGAUAACACAUGGGAGCCUGAAGAAAAUUUGGAUUGUCCAGAGUUAAUAGAAGCUUUUCUGAAUUCUCAGAAAGCUGGUAAAGAAAAAACAGAAGGUACCAAAAGAAAAUCCCUUUCAGAUAGUGAAUCUGAGGACAGCAAAUCAAAGAAAAAGAGGGAUUCUGUUGAUAAACCCAGGGGAUUUGCACGAGGUCUUGAUCCUGAACGAAUAAUUGGAGCCACAGAUAGCAGUGGAGAACUUAUGUUUCUUAUGAAAUGGAAAGACUCAGAUGAAGCUGACCUGGUAUUAGCUAAAGAAGCUAAUGUGAAAUGUCCUCAGAUUGUAAUUGCUUUUUAUGAAGAACGAUUAACUUGGCAUUCUUGCCCAGAGGAUGAAGCACAAUAAUUGUUUGGAUUCUCUUCUUCCCUUCCCCCCCCCCUUUCUUAAUAUAUGUAUGAUAUUUGAUUUAACAAAAGUGGAAAACUCCUAUUGAGUCCUAUUAAGAUAAGUUUGGUUACCUUAAAAGUAAUAUGUUUUGCAUAAAGAAGAAAGCAAAAGUGCUAUUCACUUUGUUUAUGAUAAGAAAACAUUUGAUACUGCUUUCUGUGUAUUGGAUCAAAUGUUUUAUAAAAUUUGGUAGUUAAUAGUGAUCCUUAAUGGCAACUUAUUCAGAUUUACAAGUGUUUUGUAGCUCUAUAUACAACAAAUGUGCAUGCAUUUUUUUCUGCCAUAUAGUCUGUAAAAUCAUUUUAUUUAGUAUUUGUAGCAAAUUGGUUCAGAGGGGACCAGGUGAAAACCUUGUUUCAAUUUGAAAGUGCAUAUUGUAUAUUAUUUUAUUGUAGAUACUGCUGAAGAGCUACCAAUAAAAUAGUUUCAUAUU